AUGGGGACAGACGGCGGACAAACUCGCGAUGACGCCGUCGAUCUGACAACACCUCCGCCCGACGAGCCGCCGGCGAAGCGAGCAAAGGUGUCCGGCUACUUCGCCAACUCAAAGGACGACUCCUCCAAGCUGAAGGCGACUUUCAAUUCUGUCCCUCGGCUUGGCGAGUACCGGUUGUCUCGCAAUCCGGACAAUGCGCCUCUACCAAAACAGCGAACGGCCGAGGAAGAGCAGCGGCACGAGCAGUGGCAGAACGCCGUUCUUGGUCGCAAGUUCUUCCGCAGACGCUCGCUUCAGCUAGACGAUGCAGCCGCCAUCGCCUUGCGUGAGCAGCUCGGCGAGGAGGCGGGAGAGCAGACUCCGGCGAGUGGAAGUGCAACACCAGCGACACCAGGACCCGAGGAAGACACCCAACCUGAGAGCUCAGCUGCGGCAGCUCUACGAGCCAAGUUUGCUGCGCCACCAGCCAAGGGCAGAGGGAAGAAGAAGGAAGAUAUCGGGCCUAGUGGGCUGACGUACACACCCCUUGAGAAGCAGUACAUGGCCAUCAAGGAGAGGUGGCCGGGCGUCCUACUGAUGUUGGAAGAGAUUCUACGGAGAAGACGCAAAGGUACGGUCCUCCUUCUCGGCCCUGCUAAUGUUAGAUUGCCGCGAGAGAACUCGGCAUCAUGGCAUUCCCGAACCGCAACUUCUACACGGCUUCGAUCCCGGCUGAUCUCUCUGGGCUACAAGGUCGGCGUCGUGUCUCAGACGGAGACGGCAGCGCUGAAGAAGGUCGGCGACAAUCGAAAUGCUCCAUUCACUCGAGAGCUCACCCACCUGUACACGUCGUCAACUUACGUUGAGGAGAGCUCAGCUUCCUCUUCGACUGUGCGUGACGCUCCGGUGGUCCCGGGAACGGCAUCACCGAGCACUGGGGCCCUCGUGACCAUCGUUGAAGACGCGGACGACAAGCGCUCGCGGAUAGCGCUGGUGUCCGUAAUCCCUGGCACGGGAGAGGUGCUGACGUCAGACUCUCGCAUUCGCAACGAGCUCGAGACGAGACUUACCCACCUCCAGCCCGCUGAGUUGCUGCUGCCCGAUGAUCUCAGCAAGGAGACGAAGAAGGUGAUCGACCACUUGACUGUUGGCCGCUCAACCGCGGACGUCAGGAAAGAGCGUGUCGAUCAGGUAGACUACACCACGGCUUUUGAUUACCUGACCCAGUUCUACAAGGAACGAGAAGCUAUCGACCUCACGAGGGAAGACGAGGAGAUGGGAGACGAAGCUUCUAGGGAAGACGGGGAAGCUAACGUUGACGAGCUUGUCAACUUUCCGAAGCCGGUGGUCGUCGCAUUGUCUAUGGUCGUAAAGUAUAUCUCAGCUGACAGCAGUGAUCUCAAAGCUCGCGCGGACGCCAUCGAGGAGAUCAUCACGACCAACUCGUAUCAGGUUGAAAAGCUGCGCAACCUCCUGGUGAACAUGCCUGACCUCGUGCGCGGCCUGACCCGCGCACAAUACGGCAAGACGACACCGAACGAGCUUUCGGCAAUCCUGACCGGGCUGGUUCGCAUCAGUACGGAGUUCCGGCCCGAGAACGCCAACGGCUUCCGCUCAGAUCUGCUGAACGAUCUUGUGCGGAAACUGCCCACGAUCAAGGAUGCCGCGUCUGAUCUGCUUGCUGCGCUGAACAUGAAGGCAGCGAAGAACGACGAGGAAGCCGCUCUAUGGCAGGACCAGGAUCGCUACCCCGCGAUCCAGGAUGCUAAAGACUGCAUCGAUGUCUGCACCAUGGAGCUCGACCAGCACCUAGCGCAGGUCAAGAAGGCUCUCGGUCGCCCCCAUCUCAAGUAUGUCACAGUGGCGGGCAUCGAGUUCUUGAUCGAGAUGCCCCAUCGAGACGCGAAGAUCGUCCCUCCGAAGUGGGUCAAGGUCAGUGGCACGAAGGCAGUCUCGCGUUACCACACUCCCGAAGUGAUCAACAUAGAGACUCUGGCGCUCGAGGCGAAGGGCGCCUUUAAGGCGUUCCAGGAGGAGGUCGCCGAGCACCGCGAAUUCCUGGUCGUCGCGCGGGAGCUCGCCGUUAUCGACUGUCUGACGAGUCUGGCCAACGUGGCUCAGGCGAACGGAUAUGUCAAGCCGACCUUUGUCGCCGAGCCCUGUCUCCGGAUCAAGGACGGCCGCCAUCCAAUGGUGGAGGCGCUCCGUGACGACCAGUAUGUGCCGUUCGACAUCUCGUUCGGCGACAAGGAAGGCCGCGCCAAGGUCAUUACUGGUCCAAACAUGGCGGGCAAAAGCAGCUGCGUGCGCGCCGUAGCCCUGAUGGUGUGCAUGGCGCAGAUGGGCUCGUUUGUCCCCGCGUCGUCAAUGACGCUCGGCAUCCACGACGCGGUGCAAACGCGCAUGGGCGCAAGCGACGAGAUCUCCCGCGGCAAGUCAACGUUCAUGGUGGAGAUGACAGAGACGUCGGACAUCCUUCGCACGGUGACGCCGCGCACACUCGUGGUGCUCGACGAGCUGGGUCGAGGGACGAGCACGUUCGACGGCGUGGCGAUUGCAUACGCGACGCUUUCGCAUCUCGCCGCUCUCGACAUCCCGACCCUGUUCGUAACUCACUAUCCCCUGCUCUCGCGGCUGGAAGCCGAGUACUCGACUGUCAGCAACUGGCAUAUGGCGUUCACGGAGAUGCCUGGCCCCAGCGGACCGGAGAUUACGUUCCUGUACAAGCUUCGCCGGGGGCUCGCCGACGCAAGUUUCGGUAUUUGGUGUGCGCGCCUGGCGGGUCUCCCUGACGAACUUCUGGAGACGGCGCAGGAGAAGAGCGAGCGCAUGCGCGAGGAGACGCGCGAUCGCGGUCGAGCGGCAGUCGGGAAGUAUCUCCGCGCCCUUGUUGGCGGGGACUUGACAGCGGCGGAGAAACUCGAGGGCGCCAUGGCAUACGUCGAUGCCGCGGGUCCCGGAGGGAGGGUAGAGGUAGACAUGUAG
Trichosporon asahii var. asahii CBS 2479 is the source of this 2964-nucleotide messenger RNA. RefSeq lists its product as uncharacterized. Bases 1 to 2964 code for a protein of 987 amino acids. Gene Ontology annotation, cellular component: nucleus. Gene Ontology annotation, biological process: mismatch repair; mitotic recombination. Gene Ontology annotation, molecular function: ATP binding; ATP-dependent DNA damage sensor activity; mismatched DNA binding. Lineage: Eukaryota; Fungi; Basidiomycota; Tremellomycetes; Trichosporonales; Trichosporonaceae. The transcript has 8 exons. The record is from RefSeq and is a predicted model, not a curated record.